Apus apus (common swift) is the source of this 5089-nucleotide messenger RNA. RefSeq names its product solute carrier family 30 member 5 (gene SLC30A5). The record is from RefSeq and is a predicted model, not a curated record. Bases 187 to 2628 code for a protein of 813 amino acids. Gene Ontology annotation, molecular function: zinc ion transmembrane transporter activity. NCBI's taxonomy places the organism in Eukaryota, Metazoa, Chordata, Aves, Apodiformes, Apodidae. Gene Ontology annotation, biological process: transmembrane transport; zinc ion transport; intracellular zinc ion homeostasis. The transcript has 15 exons. Gene Ontology annotation, cellular component: Golgi apparatus; membrane.
GGGCCGCUUUCCGUUGCCCUCCGGCCCCUCUCCCGCAGCGGCGGGCGCGGGGAUGAGGUCCCCCCGCGGCGGGACGGGCGGGCCGCGCCGCACCUGAGCCCCCGCGCCGCCCCCCGCGCCGCCCCGGCAUGGAGGAGAAGUACAGCGGGCAGGCCUUGGCCGCCGGCGGCGGGCUGGGGCCCGUGGAUGUCCCCAGCGCCCGGUAACGGCGGCGGUGGGAGCGUCCUUGGCGGGGGGUGCCCGCUGAGCUGCCCCCCCUCGGGAGCAGCCGGCCUCGCCCUUCCCCCUGCGGGGCGGCGGAGCCGGCGGUGCCGGCAGGGCGGAGCGGCCGCGGAGGGGCGGCGGGCGGAGCGCGGCCGCGGGUGGGAGCUGCCUCUGUCCUCUUGCAGGCUGACCCGCUACAUCGUGCUGCUGUGCGUCGCCAAGGUCCUGAAGGCCGUGGGGCUCUUCGAAUCUUACGACCUCCUGAAAGCUGUGCACCUGGUGCAGUUUAUCUUCCUCGUGCAGCUGGGGUCUGCAUGUUUUAUGGUUUUGUUUCAAAAACCAUUUUCUUCUGGAAAAGUGGUAACUAAGCGUCAGUGGAUCAGAAUUUUUAAGCAUGCUGUUGUGGGAUGUAUCAUUUCACUCUUGUGGUUUUUUGGCCUUACUCUUUGUGGACCACUAAGGACAUUGUUGCUGUUUGAGCACAGUGAUGUGGUUGUGUUAUCACUCCUUAGUGUCUUGUUCACAAGCUCAGGUGGAGGACCAGCAAAGACAAGAGGUGCUGCAUUUUUCAUCAUAGCCGUCAUCUGCUUGCUACUUUUUGAUAAUGAUGACCUCAUGGCUAAAAUAGCAGAACAUCCUGAGGGACAUCAUGACAGUGCUCUUACCCAUGUUCUGUAUACAAUCAUUGCUUUCCUGGGUGUUGCAGAUCACAAGGGAGGAGUACUGCUCCUGGUACUGGCUUUGUGCUGUAAGGUUGGUUUUCACAUCGCUUCCCGGAAACUAUCCGUAGAUGUAGGUGGAGCCAAGCGUCUUCAAGCUUUGUCUCACCUUGUUUCUGUCCUUCUGUUGUGCCCGUGGGUCAUUGUUCUCUCUCUGACAACAGAGAGCAAAGUAGCGUCUUGGUCUUCUCUCGUCAUGCCUUUCAUAACAGUCAUCUUUUUUGUUGUGAUCCUGGAUUUUUACGUGGAGUCCAUAUGCUCUGUCAAGAUGGAAGCUUCCACGUGUGCUCGAUAUGGAUCCUUUCUUACUUUCGUUAGUGCACUGCUUUUUGGCAACUUUUGGACACAUCCAAUCACAGAUCAGCUUCGAGCUAUGAACAAGCCACCACACCAUGAAAGCACAGAGCACGUUCUUUCUGGAGGGGUUGUAGUGAGUGCUGUCUUCUUCAUUUUAUCUGCCAAUAUCCUGUCCUCCCCCUCCAGGAAAGGGCAGAAGGGUACCCUUAUUGGCUAUUCCCCCGAAGGCACACCUCUCUAUAACUUCAUGGGUGAUGCAUUACAGCAGAGCUCUCAGUCAUUACCCCGGUUUAUUAAGGAGUCGCUGAAACAAAUCCUUGAGGAGUAUGAUUCUAGGCAGAUCUUCUAUUUCUUGUGCCUAAAUCUGGCUUUCACUUUUGUGGAACUUUUUUAUGGAGUAUGGACCAAUAGCCUUGGUCUUAUUUCUGAUGGAUUUCACAUGCUGUUUGAUUGUUCUGCAUUAGUGAUGGGGCUUUUUGCAGCUUUGAUGACAAGAUGGAAAGCAACUCGCAUAUUUUCCUAUGGGUAUGGACGUGUAGAAAUUCUUUCUGGAUUUAUUAAUGGCCUCUUUCUGAUGGUAAUUGCUUUCUUUGUCUUCAUGGAAUCAGUGGCCAGACUGGUGGAUCCUCCAGAUAUAGAUACAAAUAUGCUAACUCCAGUCUCUGUUGGAGGGCUAAUCGUGAACCUGGUUGGCAUCUGUGCCUUUAGCCACGCACACUCCCAUGGGGCUUCUCGGGGAGGUUGUCACUCACACGAUCACAGCCAUUCUCACCAUGGGCACAGCCACAGCCACGGGCACAGCCAUUCCCACAGUGACCAUGGGCACAGCCAUGGACAUUCCCAUGGGUCUUCUGGAGGAGGCAUGAAUACCAAUAUGAGAGGUGUCUUUCUGCAUGUGUUAGCAGACACUCUUGGCAGUGUGGGUGUUAUCGUAUCCACGAUAUUUAUCCAGCAAUUUGGAUGGCUCAUAGCUGAUCCACUGUGCUCUCUUUUUAUUGCUACAUUGAUUUUUCUUAGUGUUAUCCCUCUGUUGAAAGAUGCCUGUCAAGUGCUUUUGUUGAGGAUACCUCCAGAACAGGAAAAGGACCUUCAUGCUGCUUUAGAAAAGAUUCAGAAAAUAGAAGGAGUCAUAUCCUACAGAGAUCCUCACUUUUGGUGUCACUCUGCAAGUGUUGUGGCGGGUACAAUACACGUGCAAGUGAUAUCAGAUGUGACAGAACAGCGAAUUGUACAGCAGGUUACAGCAAUUCUGAAAGAUGCUGGUGUAAACAACCUAACUGUCCAAGUGGAGAAGGAAGCUUAUUUUCAACAUAUGUCCGGACUCAGUACAGGGUUUCAAGAUGUCCUUGCAAUGACUCAGCAACUGGAAUCCAUGAAAUACUACAAAGAUGGUACUUAUAUCAUGUGAUACAAAGUUGUGUUCACCAAAGAAGGUGUAAGUGGUGAAGCUGUAGGAUUCCAUAUUCGUAUUACCUUUUGUCAGGGGAUAUUGCACAUACAUGUACAGAAGCAAAUGUAUUAUAUAUUUGGGUUUUUUUAAGCAUACUAUCUUUAUUAAAAUUGGAUCAAUGUGCUUUUAUAAAGGAAAAAAGAUGGACUUGAUUAUUUGCUGCAUAUGUGAAGAUAAUGGAAAUCUCAAAUUCUGUGCUUGAUGAUUAUUAAACAGAACUCUUGCAGCUUUUGGAUGAGCACGGAUAUAUUGCAUACUUUCUCUUAAGUAUAGAACAUCAUUAUAAUUUAAUGUUAGCAAUGGGAAAUUAAAUAGUUCAUAUUGGCAUGCAAACAUAAUCAACUGAAAAGUAUUUUUCUUUCCAACACAGCUUAGGAGACUCUUUGAAUUAAAAAAAUGUACCCGUUUAUUAUGGAAAGUAAAAUGCAAUGUGAAGUCAUGUUUUUUGCAUACUUUAUUAGAUAAUAGAAGUAUACAGGGUUUAUAUUAUGUCUCGGCAUUCAAAUCUGAUUUCUAAACUUAAUUUUAAUAUAUCACAGCAAAUAGAUGCUAUCAUUAUAGAUUUAUAUCAAAUUAUUUUUUUAAGGACAGAAAUCCACAGGUUAACAGUGAGAAACAGAGGGGAAAAACUUGGAGACACUUUUCUGUUUCCUGGGAAGAUUCGGAAUAAAAAAAUCACUCUGUGUAAUUUUUUAUUUUUUUUUUUUUACUUUUAGUAUGAAUAACUGCAAAUGCCUGAAGUAAUUAAUCAGUGAGCCAUCCUAGCACUAAGCUGAACUUUACUUCUUCAAGAUAUGUUACUCUGUCAUUUACGUGAUUUUCUUUUUAAUACCAUAAAACAGCUGCAGGUGUACUAUAGCCAGAGGUACCUUUGUGUCUUACCCAGGGAAGCAGACCAGCUUUAGAAAUCAAAACUGCCCAGUUGUCAGGAACCUGGCAGGUUGCUGAAACAAACUGUAAAUUGAGACUUGUUGACUGGAAGGAGAAAUAGUGUGUUUUGGAAAGAAUUUUGCAUGUUGAGGUCUGAAUACAGCAAAGAAAACAAAUCUCUAUCUUUAGUGAAAACCUGCCAGCAGGGUAAUAAUGUAUGUUGUGAGAAUCUUUACAGUCUUCCUGUGCACCCUUUUCAUCUUGUCUGAAGCCCUUAAAUAUUUUCCUUGGAAUUCAGCAAAUCAGUUCGGUGGUUAGCAAGCAUGAGUAUAUCUUUUAAUCACUCCAUGUAUCACGGCAGUCUUAUUUUGUUAUACUUGUUUUGGUACUUAGCAUCAGUACCUGAGUGUCAUUAUAAAGGCUGCACUUGCUGGAAUCUGAGGACAGUCCUGUGGGAAUUACAUUAUCAGGACAAACUCACCAGCGACGUGGUUUGAAAUGUCCUUGAGCAAGUCUGCUUCUCUUGCGACGGGACUGUUUAUACAAACUACACCGUUUCUUUUGUAGCUGUUAAACAAGUUUACAUUCCUUUCUAUUCCUCCCAUCCUGUGUUAAAACACUAUCUGCAGUACAGGACUGACUUGAAAAACUGUGGUCAGAAAAGCUGUGAAAGUCAUACUGCUUUUACAUAGAGUGGUGAGGCUUGACUGCACAAAUCACUGUCCCUCAUUUCUGAGGACAGCACUGCAGAACCAGCUGAGUUCUCAAAGCUUGAGCCUGUUUUCUUUUGAUUUAUUUAUGCCUUUGGCAGUGGUUGCCUCCUCCUGAAGCCUCAGGUCAGUUGUAUAUGUGCUGCUCAUAUUUGAGGUGAUUGUACUGGAGCUGACAGCAUUUCACCAAACUGAGCAUUGGCCCCAUAGUGAUGGGCAGGUGAAAAGGAGGAUGACUGUUUCCAAAUCAUUAGCUUCCUGCUUGCCACAGCUCUCUCUGAGCAAAUGCUGAUUUCCUACUUCAGCUGCUAGCGACAGGACCCGGAACAAACUAAGGUGGCUGGGACUGUAUGAGAUGAUCAUGACAGUGAAGAUCAGCUCAUACCUGGGUACUUCACAGCAAGUUCACACCUGCACCAUAACACAUGUGACAGCUUUUUGUGUGUUGCUCAACGUGCACACACUUUCUCCUGGCUACCUUCACAGGAAGACAAUGCCAAUAAACCUCUAUCAUAAAUUCAUUUAACAAGAGCCCAUAUGUGGCACUAAUCCUCCAAAGAAGGGUUUGGACUUCCCCCUGCAAGAUCAAUUGAAACUGUUAUGUGAGAGUAGGUUUUCAAAUCACUGAUAUAGGCAGAUUUAUUUAUAUUUUAAUAAAUACUGUGGUGGGGGAACUUUUAGUCUAGUCACUUGGUUGUAUGCAGACUUGUACUUGGAAGUGAACUCUUUCAAAGGUGGAGCAAAGUUUUAAGACAAACUGCAGCUAUGUAUUGUACAUCUGGCAGCAAGCAAAAUCAGUGUUUAUAAUGAGGGAAAAAUAAAUGUGUUUUUCGAUAACA